Molecule: messenger RNA, 1574 nt
Organism: Haplochromis burtoni (Burton's mouthbrooder)
Lineage: Eukaryota; Metazoa; Chordata; Actinopteri; Cichliformes; Cichlidae
Product: low affinity immunoglobulin gamma Fc region receptor II-like
Exons: 8
Coding region: 104-1015 (303 amino acids)
Biological process (GO): cell surface receptor signaling pathway
Molecular function (GO): transmembrane signaling receptor activity
Source: RefSeq, a predicted model, not a curated record
UUAACACAAAAGCAAUUCAGCUUCUUUCAAAUUCAUUUUCUACAUCUAGAUUAUUGCAUUAAGUCCUAAAAAUAUUUACUUAGUAUUAAAAUUGUUUUAAUAAAUGCUCUCUGCUAAUGGCUGUCUUCACUCUGCAUCAAUACAUGGACUCCAGAUCUUUCUGCAUCAUACUCUUGAUGACCAUCAUGAUUCUGAUGGGUGUACAGGAUCAAGAGAUGCAGUUUCUCUCCGUGUUGUUCCAAACAGAUUGCAGUUCUUUGAAUAUGAAUCAGUAACAUUUCACUGUGAAGGAGUCGAUUAUUGUGAAGUUGUGCAUAAAUUCAAAGGGAAAGUAGAAUCAUGUAGUAAAACUAAUAAGACAACACCAACAGGAUCAUCCUGCACGAUUAAAAAUGUUUAUACAGACGACAGUGGAGCAUACUGGUAUGAGACUAAAGGGGGUACAAGAAGCAAAAUUAUCAAAAUCCGUGUCACUGAUGGUCCUGUGAUCCUGGAGAGUCCUGCUGUUCCUGUGUUAAUGGAAGAAACUGUGACUCUGAGCUGCAGGAACAAAACUGCAUCCUCCAACUUUAAAUCUGAGUUCUAUAAAGAUGGACGUCUCAUCCAUAGAAGCUCCACAGGAAGCAUGAUCAUCCAGAGAGUUUCGGAGUCAGAUGAAGGACUUUACAAGUGUAACAUCUCAGGAGCUGGAGACUCACCAGAGACCUGGCUGAAAGUCACAGCUAAUCCAGACGGUCACAAAGACAUGUGCCAUUCCUCCUCUGCUGCAACACCCUGGAUCGUUUGCACCAUUUUAUUUAGUGCUCUGUUGGUGGCAGUGGGACUGUAUUGCUUUGGCAGAUGUUACUGGGACAGAGAAAAUGAAGGUGUAUUGCCCUCCAGACCUCUUCACUACAACUAUGACAUGGGUGACACUCAACCACAAGCGGGAACCAACACAAUGAUGUCUUCAGCAGGAAUCUAUCAACCUAUAGCAGAGGAUCCAUUCUAUUCUACAAUAUUUGGUAGCAGCUGACUGAAAACAUAAAGACAUUUUAGAUAGAGUGAAAGCAAUGAUGUCACCCAGAUGUAUCAAAUAUAGUUGUUCCAAUGAAAAAAGUGUGCAUUUUCAGCUGGAUUUGAUGUGCUCAUGUACAAUUUGCUGCAGUUUAUGUGUAUUUAAUCAUCUGCUUUUAGUUGCAAUUGCUUUGCCUCUUUACACAUAUGGGAAUGCUGUUACAAGAAAAGAGCUCCUGUAGCUUUCAAAUAUACUCAAUGUGCUGAACUGCUACUCUGAAAGUGUGUUAUUACUUGUUUUCCAAAACCGAUGAACUGAGUUUGUGAUCAGCAGAGAAAUAAACUUGCAAAGUUUGAUAUUGAGCGUGUAUCUGAUUGGAAUGUGGUCUAAAAGCAAAAGUCAGAAGCUGAAUGAGCUCUGGUGAGACUAUGAUAAUGAAAAAACAGGAUACGAUUCAGCUGGUGUGAUGUGGUGCUCAGCUCCUCUGUGCUUUGCUUCAGUGAAGGACAGUUAGUUGUAUUUUGACAGACGAAAUAAGGUCAUAAUGAAUUUUAUUUUCAGCAAAAUUUCCACCUCC